AAAGUUGGUUUCAACACCUUUUAUUCCAAGCUCCUUCUAUUCAGUUUUUUCAUUCCAAAAAAAGUUUUUUUUUAUUAAGUAAUUAAUUUAAAAUGUGUUUGGCCUAUCUUCUCCUUAAAAAUAUGAAAAAGUAGAAAAAAAAUCGGGCCAAAUAGACCCUAAACACCAUAAAUAUCUAAUAGAUACUAUAUUAUUGGAGAUCGUGUUAGUGUUUUAAUUUUUAUCCAUGAAUUUUUCACUAUAAGAAAUGAAAGGCUGUGAUUAACUCACAUAAUUCUCUCCAAUUUUGUCUUCACGGUAGACAAUCCAUUCCCCACUCUCUUACGCACACUACUCAUAUUAUACUCUCUCUCACUUCACUCACUAACUCCAUCUUCCAUCUGAUAUCAUCUUCAACACUUUCUCUCUCUAACUUUCACUGACUCCAUUUCCAUUUUCACUCUCUCUCUCUCUCUCUAGAGCCAAGAAGCCCCAUGAAUCCAAAUUGCCUAAAAAUUCCAUAAAACCAAAGAUUGAUUCAUUCUUAAUCGGAAUAAAAAAACCACACUCACCCAGAUCAGUAAGUAACCAGAAAAAAUAAUGAGAGAAAAUCAUCCUCCAACAACAACAACAACAACACCAGAUCUAGCAAGAGGCGAGAUCGCAGAAUCAUCCACAUCAAAAAACCGAACAGGUUCAUCCGAACCAUUCACCGGUCCAACCGAAAACCCAUCUCCGUUUCCAGACCAAGUCCUCGAGAACGUUCUAGAAAACGUUCUUCACUUCCUCUCCUCCCGCAAAGACCGUAACGCCGCCUCAUUGGUCUGUCGUUCAUGGUACCGUGCGGAAGCCCUCACUCGAUCCGACCUCUUCAUCGGUAACUGCUAUGCACUCUCUCCUCGCCGCGCUACCUCCCGUUUCACCCGCAUCAAAUCGGUAACCGUUAAGGGUAAGCCGAGGUUUGCGGAUUUCGAUCUGAUGCCUGUUGAUUGGGGGGCCCACUUCACUCCUUGGGCUACCUCACUUUCUCAAGCUUAUCCUUGGCUUCAAAAGCUUCAUCUUAAACGUAUGUCUGUUACUGAUCAGGAUCUUCGCCUCAUCGCCAAUUCAUUUCCGGGUUUUCAUGAACUUCUUCUUGUUUGUUGCGAGGGGUUUGGUACCCCUGGUCUUGCUGCUAUUGCAUCUAAGUGCAGAUUGCUGAAGGUGCUGGAACUGGUGGAAUCUGUGAUUGAGGUUGAGGAUGAUGAAGAGGUGGAUUGGGUAUCAUGUUUUCCGAAUGAGGGACAAACUCAUUUGGAGUCUCUUGCUUUUGAUUGUGUUGAGUGCCCUGUGAAUUUUGAGGCAUUGGAAGGUUUGGUUGCUAGAUCACCUAAUUUGAAGAAGCUUAGAUUGAACCGAUCUGUUUCGAUGGUUCAGCUUCAUCGGCUAAUGCUUCGUGCUCCUCAGCUCACGCAUCUUGGAACAGGGUCAUUCAGUGCUAAUGAGAAUGUGGAUCAGGAACCUGACUAUGCAUCUGCUUUUGCAGCAUGCAGAUCAUUGGUUUGUUUGUCUGGAUUUAGGGAGAUUUGGUCGGAUUACCUUCCUGCUAUUUAUCCAGUUUGCGCGAACCUCACUUCAUUGAAUUUUAGUUAUGCUGAUGUUAAUGCUGAACAGCUGAAGUCUGUUAUAUGUCACUGUCAUAAGCUUCAGAUAUUGUGGGUCCUUGAUUCAAUACACGAUGAAGGCCUUCAGGCAGUGGCUGCAACUUGCAAGGACUUGCGCGAGCUUCGAGUGUUUCCUGUGGAUGCGAGGGAGGAGACUGAAGGUCCUGUUUCUGAGGUUGGUUUUGAAGCCAUUUCUCAAGGUUGUAGAAAAUUAGAAUCGAUUUUGUUUUUCUGCCAGACAAUGACAAAUGCAGCUGUGGUUGCUAUGUCAAAGAACUGCCCGGAUCUUGUGGUGUUUCGUCUUUGUAUAAUUGGGGUGUAUCGCCCCGAUGCUGUGACACAAGAACCCAUGGAUGAAGGUUUUGGUGCUAUUGUUAUGAACUGCAAGAAGCUCACUCGACUUGCUGUAUCUGGUUUGCUGACUGAUCGAGCUUUCGAAUACAUUGGAAGGUAUGGGAAAUUGGUCAGGACACUAUCAGUUGCCUUUGCGGGAGACACUGACACGGGCCUUAAGUAUGUGCUUGAAGGUUGCCCUAAUUUGCAGAAGCUUGAAAUCCGGGACAGUCCAUUUGGGGACGGAGCUUUACGAUCCGGUUUGCAUCAUUACUACAACAUGCGGUUCCUUUGGAUGUCGUCUUGUAAAUUGACACGCCAAGCUUGCCAAGAAGUUGCACAAGCAUUGCCUCACAUGGUUUUAGAAGUUAUCAACAAUGACGGGGAUGCAGUCAAUGAUGUCGAAAUAUUGUACAUGUAUCGGUCUCUUGAUGGGCCGCGCGAUGAUACUCCUGAAAAUGUUACUAUCCUGCAAUAAAUUUUUCAUUUAAAGAAGACUUGAACUCUUCACCAUUGGUGGCUGUUCAGUGAUGCAGAUAAGGGGACUUAGAGAGAGAGGGGAGAUUGAUGCCGAAGAUGAAGUUCUACAUUUAUUGUCUAUCUUUUAUAUUUAUUAUUGCAGCGGAAGGAUGUCAGGCAAGUGGUAGUAGAGAGGGGGGAGAAUGAUGCAGAAGAUGAAGUUCUACAGUUAUUGUUUUUAAGUUAUAUUCAAUUUAUCGUAGCAGAAAGGUGCUGGACAAGGGGAAGUAGAGAUUGAAGCUACUAUGAGCACUGGUUAGUAAUUGUUAGUUCAUUUCCUUGAUCUGAAAAAGAAGGUACAUUGAGAGAAGAUUCAGAGGGAGAUCAAAACAAGUGUGAAGAGGUGAUGUUCCCUAACUUUUCCAUCAUACCAUCAUGGUAGUUGAGAAGCAUCAACUAUUCACUUUGUAAUGAAAAAUUAGCCUCUUUAUUUGGAUUCAAAUGAUAGUUAGUUUUAAGCUGCAGGUGGAAAGAAUCCAAUCCUCAGACUGAUACAAAACUCAUGUCUCUUUAAUCUCAAUGUUUUUAUUUAUUUGUUUUCUUUUUCAGAUUUGUUGUUGUAUCAUCUGAGUGUAGAAUUUAUUGUUUGUUAACAAAUUGUGAGAUGGUUAAUAAAUGCUAGAAUAUGCAUGGACCAUGUGGCGUCUAUGUCCUUCGUUUUCUGAA
Messenger RNA from Trifolium pratense (red clover), 3140 nucleotides. RefSeq names its product transport inhibitor response 1-like protein. The coding region runs from base 580 to 2433 and encodes 617 amino acids. Gene Ontology annotation, molecular function: protein binding. The record is from RefSeq and is a predicted model, not a curated record. Lineage: Eukaryota; Viridiplantae; Streptophyta; Magnoliopsida; Fabales; Fabaceae. Gene Ontology annotation, biological process: SCF-dependent proteasomal ubiquitin-dependent protein catabolic process. Gene Ontology annotation, cellular component: SCF ubiquitin ligase complex. The transcript has 3 exons.